Molecule: messenger RNA, 1026 nt
Organism: Vanrija pseudolonga
Lineage: Eukaryota; Fungi; Basidiomycota; Tremellomycetes; Trichosporonales; Trichosporonaceae
Gene: rcf2
Product: Respiratory supercomplex factor 2
Exons: 3
Coding region: 96-851 (251 amino acids)
Biological process (GO): mitochondrial respiratory chain complex IV assembly
Cellular component (GO): mitochondrial inner membrane
Source: RefSeq, a predicted model, not a curated record
GGGCAUUGUCCAUCACCACCAUCAUCACUUGAAACAUCUUGCGAUCUGCAAGCACAGCACAGCACCACACCAACACCACUCCUACACUCACUAUCAUGACAUCGACAUCGACAUCGACUCGCUCCGUCACCGGCCCCGGCGACGAGGGCUCUUACAUCGAGCGCGGCGGUACCUCGCAGAAGGAGUACAUGUCGACGGUGCUCACUGCCGCGUCCAAGGGUCUUGCCCUCGGUGUGGCCGGCACGCUGAUCGGCAACCACUUCCUCAAGAAGCGCUCGCCAGCGUGGCGCGCCGUCCCCAUGCCGUACAAGUUCUUCGUCGGCAUGAUGAUGUCGAUCCCCGUCGGCACCGUGUUUGGCGAGAAGGCCGGCGAGAAGCACAUUGCGCAGCAGUGGAGCGGAUACGGCAAGGAGGAGCUCGACGCCGAGGCCAAGGCCGCGCACGAGCGCUGGGAGAGCAUGUCGACCUGGGACAAGACCAAGGACUGGGCCGCGCGCCACCAGUACACCAUCAUUGGCGGCUCGUGGGUCGCGUCGCUUGGUAUUGCGUUUGGCGUUGUCGCGAGGAACAAGUACCAGACGUUCCCUCAGAAGAUCGUCCAGGCUCGUAUGUACGCCCAGGGCCUGACCAUUGGCGUGCUCAUGGUCUCGGCGGUCCUCGCCGGCGUCAACGCGCAGGGCAAGAAGCCCGAGCUCCCCCCCGACCACUCGUGGCGCGACAUGCUCGAGCAGGGCGGCCAGCUCACAAAACAGGAGCGCAUCAACCUGCGCGCCGCGGCCAAGGUCGGCAAGGCGAACGCCAAGAAGGAGGAUGCCGAGCCGGUCGCCGCUGGCGCCGAGGCUGCCGCGUAAGUGAGCAGCGAACGCUCCCCCGCGCUGGUGGAAAACAACCGUCCUUAUCGACCUACAUCACCUGUCGAUAUCGCGACCCCACCCCCACCCUCACCCUAGACCACCCCCUCUAGACCACCCCAGGCUCCGGCCCUCAUUGUUUGUACUUUACGCAUGGAUUGAUUCAUAAUCAUGG